Notothenia coriiceps (black rockcod) is the source of this 455-nucleotide messenger RNA. RefSeq names its product protein enabled homolog. Lineage: Eukaryota; Metazoa; Chordata; Actinopteri; Perciformes; Nototheniidae. The transcript is spliced from 2 exons. The annotation marks the transcript as partial. The record is from RefSeq and is a predicted model, not a curated record.
AGGAGGAGUUGCGUGUGACUGUCAUGUUGAGGAUGUCUCUGUGUCACCCCCUGCAGGCCCCACCUGUCCCCGGCAGGGCCCCCAGGUUCAGAAUGGCCCCUCUUCUGAGGAGAUGGACCUGCAGAGAAGGCAGCUUCAGGAGUCGCAAAGGCAGAAGGAGAUCGAACGAGAGCAUCAGGAGCUGGAGCGCCAAGAGAGGGAGCGCCAAGAGAGGGAGCGAGGAGAGAGGGAGCGAGGAGAGAGGGAGUGCCAAGACAGGGAGCGCCUGGAGCGCGAGAAAAAGGAACGUGAACGUCAGGAACGUGAACGUCAGGAUUUUGAAGCAGAGCGUGAGGCUCAGGCGGAGAGGGAGCAGCAGGAGCAGCAGGAGCAGCAGGAGCAGCAGGAGCAGCAGCAGGAGCAGCAGGAGCAGCAGGAGCAGCAGGAGCAGCAGGACUGCAGGAGCCACAGGAUCA